CCCCUUACUCCCCGGCACCUCCCCGCGCCCGCCCGGAGUGCGUGAGGCGCUCCGCUUCUAGUUGCAGCGGCUGCGGGGCGCCGAGGGCAGCGGCGGCGGCGCGGACUAGCCGGGCCGGCGGCGACCGGCGCCUGAGAGGCGGGCCGCAGCGGGAGGCAGCGGGCCCGAGGCCGCGUCCAUGGGCCCGCAGCUGCCGGGCGGCGGCGGUGCGGUCGGGCGCGGGGCGUCGCGCGCGCUGUGAGGCCCGGGCGGCGUAGGAGCCUCGACGCGUGCAGCGAGCCGCCGGCCGGGUAGGAGGCCCGGCCGGACUUGCGGCGGGGCCGGCGAGGGAUGCGGCGGCGGCCGAGCUGAGCCCCGAGCCUGCCGGGAGCGCCAGGCCGCCUGGGCCUGCGCCGCCGCCGCCGCAGCCGCGCCGACCAUGUCGGCGGCCAAGGAGAACCCGUGCAGGAAAUUCCAGGCCAACAUCUUCAACAAGAGCAAGUGUCAGAACUGCUUCAAGCCCCGCGAGUCGCAUCUGCUCAAUGACGAGGACCUGACGCAGGCAAAACCAAUUUAUGGCGGUUGGCUGCUCCUGGCUCCAGAUGGGACGGACUUUGACAACCCAGUGCACCGAUCUCGGAAAUGGCAGCGACGGUUCUUCAUCCUUUAUGAGCACGGCCUCUUGCGCUAUGCCCUAGAUGAGAUGGUAAGUGUCAUCCUCGCCCACUCCCUGUCCCCAGCCUUCGCCGGUUCCCUCCAUCACAGUGUCCUUGCAUUGUUGUGUAAGAGCACAGCAGCUGUGUGCUCCCACUUUUGUCUGUUUGGAAGUCUGGAAUGUUUUGAAGAACUUGUGGCACCUUGCAAAGACCGCCCUAAAAACCCAGACCUUUGAAGCAUCAUCUUCUGUGGUCUUGAGUGAAAGGAAGAAGUGAGGGAGGAAGUCAUUUCUGUUCAAGGCUAAUAGUGUGGACUUGGCUGGAGCACUCCUGGUUAGGAGAAAGCAAGGGCAAAGUACUGAGUCACAGUGAGGACAGGUGCAGGCUGUGGACCUGUAGGUGUGGGGCAGGGACUGGCCCUGGGGCUGCACGCAUGCUCACGUGCCUAGUCCUGGGGCUGCCUGUGAGUUCUACAGCUACAGUUGGUUUUAUUUGUCUUAUUUGAGCUUCACAUAGUUUUCUGAGCCAACUUCAGAGGCCUCCUGGUCAUGAGGUCAGCUGGUCACUAAACCAGACAUACAGGCUCCUUCUGCUUCCCACCUCCCUGGUUUUCCAGCUGCCUCCUGGGCUGGAUGAGCGUUUGCUGCUGUUGCCCCAGAGGCCAAACCUGAAAAUCAACUACAUGGAAUUUCUAGCUUUUCUUUUUCUACCUAUUUUAUCUCUGGCUUUUUCUCUAAAGGAGAUUAGUCUCCAAACUGUGUAAAGGGUUGAAGAUGAGAGAUUUGAUCACCUUUUCUAGUUCCAAUUGGUGGGUGAUUGUUUGUGUGCUCAUAUAUGCAGCAUUUUAAAAUUGAACCUGUCCUGGAAAGUCUAGUCACACUAUAUAAAACAGACAGACUCUGGAUAUAUGAGUGGAGAUAACUGUGCCCUCCAGGGACCUUCCAUACUUUGGGGGGCCCUGGGAUUUUUGGGUGGUCAUUACAGCUCACAUGUACAAAGCCCAGAAGUGGGUGUGUUUGCACCUGAAUCCUAACCUUUGUGAUGUGAUACUUUUUCUACUUUUGUUUCUGGGGUGAAUUAAGAGGUAUGAUACCAUAAUCCUGUAUCAACUGUCACCUCAUUCAUUUAUUCUUAAAAAGAAUUGUCUUCCUUUUCAUUAUUUCUGGUGAGCAUAUGCAAAUAUUUGCACAUCAUGAUUAGACCACAGGGGGUUUUUGCUGUGGGAACAUCUAUGCUCCAGGGUAGUGGAUUGGAGCUGAGCACUAAUGGUGAACUUGGCUAGAAGUAGGAGCAGGGAGACAAUGCAUUCCGUCACUCUGUUCCUUUGAGGCAAGAAAGCAGACCUGGAGGAUAGACUUCACAUGGGUCUUCUCCUGGCUUAGCCCUUACACAAGGAGUAGUCCUGGGGUCAGAGCUGGGCUCCUGCAGCUGUGAGGUUUACCUUGCCUCCCUGUAGCUGGUUGACUGGUUCUUAAGUCCUGCAAUUGGACAACAGUAUGAAAGGAGCCUCAAGAGGUCGCUGAAUUGCAUUCAGGCUAGGCUGGGUCAGCACAAGUGCAGAGCAUAUGCUGCCUCCCAGGCACAGCUCCUGGAUAAUUGAGGCCGCCUAGCCAUGGGUACCAACCCUUCACAGUGUACUGUGGUCUCCCAACAACCUAAAUAUGGGUUGCAUAAUGUUACAUGGAGUGCUCAGGCAGAGGUGUGGGAUGGUGCCAGGGAUGUGGGGAAAGAAAGAAGCCCCAGGGAAAACUUGGACUGAGAGAGGUCGUGGGGGCAUGCCCAGAGGUGAGAGUUUCUUGCCAUGGGCUGGUUUCUGGCAGAUGACCUGGGAGUUGGAGAGACUGACUCACUUAGCCCAUCAGUAUGGCUCUGCCCAGCUGAGACCAUGGAGGGGCUUCCCUGUUGUAUCAGGAAGGUCACAGGGGAAGGUUGCGAGGAGGCAGUCAGGGUAGAAGCCAGGUGGGAGAAGGCAGAGGCUGGUUUCUCCAGCACCCAGUGCCCUACAUCAGGAUUUGUUCCUCAGAGCCUCUCCCGAGGGUGAGCAGACAGCCCAUGGCCAGGGAACUCCAGCCUAACGGUCAGCUACCCUGACCUGAGAGUCCCAUCCCAACCAGGCUGGCAGGAUCCUGAGACCUGGAGCAGGAGAACUCCAUUUCAGGCAGGCUCAUGUGUGGGUGAACUCCAGCCAAGCUAGAAGCGUUCUCUGUGAGUCUUGAAAUAGACCACUGGUCCUCAGCACUGUGCUGCCCGGGGCCACUGUCCACCACUGACCAUGUCUGGAGUCAUCCUUGAUUGUCACACCUGGGGCAGGGAUGCUGUUGGCUUCUAGUGGGUGGAGGCCAGGGAUGCUGCUGAAGGUCCUCUGCAGAACAGCCCCCAGAACAAAGAAGGCUCCAGCCCAAAAUGUCAACCACUGCCAAGGCCGAGAAACUAAGCAAUUUGGUCAGUGGUUUAUUUAAAUUCUUAAUUGUUUUUUAAAAUGAAAAUGUAAAUGUGAUUUGGUAUUGGCUCUGCUCUUAAACAGCACAGGACUCA
Molecule: messenger RNA, 3170 nt
Organism: Callithrix jacchus (white-tufted-ear marmoset)
Lineage: Eukaryota; Metazoa; Chordata; Mammalia; Primates; Cebidae
Source: RefSeq, a predicted model, not a curated record